Messenger RNA from Rosa chinensis, 3698 nucleotides. RefSeq names its product pentatricopeptide repeat-containing protein At5g46460, mitochondrial. Gene Ontology annotation, molecular function: RNA binding; protein binding. The record is from RefSeq and is a predicted model, not a curated record. The transcript has 2 exons. The coding region runs from base 74 to 1831 and encodes 585 amino acids. Gene Ontology annotation, biological process: RNA modification. Lineage: Eukaryota; Viridiplantae; Streptophyta; Magnoliopsida; Rosales; Rosaceae.
CCUACAAAAACAAUCCGGCGUUUGAUAUUUGGCCAUUUGGGUUAUGGGUUGUUUUUUUCCGGCUUAAAAAGCCAUGCUCAGAGUUCCCGCCAGUUUUCGAAACCUUAGAGCAUCCCAUUUUUCACUCUCAUCCUCUGUUUCAGGUUCUAAUUUCCACAACAAUCUCACAGAGCUCUCCGAAUGCUUGGUGGGUUUCAUGAAUUACACCAAACUGAGUGCCCCAUCUUACAAGUCACUCCUCUCCGAUCACCUCAAAAACCACAGACUAGAUGAAGCUAUCCUGGUUUUCAAUCGAAUCCCUUUUCCUGGUGUUGAUACAUACACCAAAUUGAUAACGGGGCUUUCGCGAAGGCACAGGCUUGAUGAUGCCCUGAAGCUGUUCUACGAAAUGCCUGAGAGAGAUGUGGUCUCUUGGAAUGCGAUGAUCAAAGGGUGUUUGGAUUGCGGGGAUUUGGGCAAGGCUAAGGAGCUGUUUGAUGGUAUGCCGGAAAAGAGUGUCGUAUCGUGGACGACGAUGAUGAAUGGGCACUUGCAGGUUGGUGAAGUCGAGAUGGCAGAGUGCUUGUUUCGGAAAAUGCCCGCGAGGGAUGUGGCUGCGUGGAACUCGAUGAUCCAUGGAUAUUUUAGCUAUGGAAGAGUGGGAGAUGCUAAGAAGUUGUUUGAGGUGAUGCCUGGGAAGAAUGCCAUUUCGUGGACUUCGAUGAUUGCUGGGCUUGACCAGAAUGGGAGGAGUGAGGAAGCUUUGGUUGUUUUCGGGGAGAUGGUGGCGUCUGGUGUACAACCCACUUUGACCACAUUUGGGUGUGUGGUGACAGCUUGUGCAAAUUUGGGGAGUUUAGAUUUAGGUGUUCUGGUUCAUGGUCAGAUUGUCAAGUUAGGGUACUGCUUUGAUGAGUUCUUGGCUGCUUCACUUAUAACACUUUAUGCAAACUGCAAGCAAAUUGAGAAUUCUCACAAGGUGUUCAAGGAGAGUGGGCAUAAAAAUGUGGUGGUAUGGACGGCUCUUUUAACAGGAUGUGGAUUAAAUUCUAAACACGAAGAUGCAUUAAUGGUUUUCAGGGAUAUGAUGGUCUCAGGAGUCAUCCCUAAUCAAUCUUCUUUCACUAGUGCUUUGAAUUCAUGUUUGGGAUUGGAAGAUCUGCGUAGGGGAAAGGAGAUUCAUGCCGCAACUGUUAAGCUGGGUUUUGAAACUGAUGCCUUUGUGGGUAAUUCUCUUAUUGUCUUGUAUGCCAAAUGUGGAAGUAUAAAUGAUGGAGUGGCUAUAUUUAAGAGAAUUGGUGAGAAGAACAUUGUCUCAUGGAAUUCAACCGUCAUUGGAUGCGCACAACACGGUUGUGGCAAGUGGGCUUUGGCUCUCUUCAACCAAAUGUUACGAGCAGGUGUAGACCCUGAUGAAAUUACAUUCACUGGGUUGCUCUCUGCAUGUAGCCAUUCUGGGAUGUUGCAGAAAGCAAGAGGCUUUUUCAAAGUUUUGUCUCAGACUAAAUGUAUUGAGGUCAAAAUUGAGCACUAUACAUGUAUGGUGGAUGUCUUGGGACGAUUUGGUGAAUUGGAAGAAGCGGAGGAGAUGAUUAGAAACAUGCCUGUUCAAGAAACUAAGAUGGCAUGGCUAACUUUACUUGGUGCUUGUAGGAUGCAUUCCAAUUUGGAUGUGGCUGAAAGAGCAGCAAAGAGCAUUUUUGAUAUAGAACCGAACUGUAGUGCUGCUUAUAUUUUAUUGUCCAAUAUAUAUGCUUCUGCAAAUAGAUGGAGUGACGUAAGCAGAAUUCGAGAGAGGAUGAAGUCUGGUGGAACUGUAAAACAACCCGGUUCCAGUUGGUUUACUCUGUAGGAUUAGCAAGCAAAUUUUAUCUAAAGUUACAUUUGAAGUGGCUGAGUUUCUUGUUGAUGGUACUGUAGUCAGUCUUCAGAAACAGGUUCUUUCCGCAAUCUUAAAGGAGAAUAUUUCACAGGUUUGGAAUGAGCACGAAGGAACUCUUUUCAUUAGAAAAUGCCUGUCUAAUAAAAAGGUUCUUCUCGUUGUUGAUGAUGUUGAUCGUUGUGACCAUCUCAAAACAUUGGCUGGAAAUAAAUCUUGGUUUGGUGAGGGAAGCAGAAUCAUUGUUACAACUAGAGAUGAACGUGUGCUCAUUGAGAAUGAUAUAGAAAUAUCAUUUGAGCUAGCGCGGCUGAUUGAGAGUAAAGCUCUUGAGCUCUUUUGUCAGAAUGCCUUCAAAAAAGAUCUGCCCAGAGAAGGCUUUUCAGAGCUAUCUAAGAGUUUCUUAGAUUAUGCUGAAGGGCUUCCAUUAGCUCUUAAAGUUCAGGGAGGUUUUUUGUAUAAGAGAGAUCUAGAGGCAUGGAAUAGUGCAUUGGAGUCAUUAAAGAGAAUUCCUAAUCCGACAAUAUUUGAGAAGCUCAAACUAAGUUAUGAGACGCUAAAUGAUUUGCAGAAGAACAUUUUCCUGGACAUUGCAUUCUUCUACAAGGGGGUGGAGAAGAGGCGAGUUAUUGAACUGCUAGAAUGUUAUGGAUUUAAUGUUCUUAUUGUGAUAGAUGUUCUCAUCGAGAAAUCUCUCUUAACUAUGGAGUUGUGCAACAAUGUUGGGAUGCAUGGUUUGAUACAAGAAAUGGCAUGGGAAAUUGUUCGUCAGAACUCUCGAGAAGAGCCUGGUCUUCGCAGCCCAACGUAAUGACAUCUUUCAUGUAUUCACGAGAAAAACGGUGAGAAUAACCAGUUCUAGCUUCCGAAAACGGAACAUGCAGAAAAAAUCAAUCAAAAAACUCCCAAGAACAACAUGCAAACCUAAUAAAUCCGUAAACAAACCAAAUUCUCUCCUAAUCGAAAAUAUACCUCUUCUUUAAAGUCAUGGUCGUUCUCGGCCGGCGCGGCCUCGUCAUCGGAGCCGCAAGAGUUGUCCUAGUCGUUGAUCGGCUCCUCCUCCUCGGAAUUGGAUAGGGCUUCGCCGGAAGAGACUUGGGGCUUCGUUUUGGGGGUCAGUAUACUACUGACACUCAGCAGUUCCUCUUCGUCGCCGGAGUCACCGCCUGCUUCGCUGCCUGACUUCGCCGCCAAGCUUCGCCGGAGUCCGAGAUGUCGAUUUAGUGAGGAUUUUGGAUUUAGGACGGUUUCAAUUUGAAACUGCUUUGAUUUUGGGAGAAAUAGCUCAGGUGAGUCUCAGUGGCAUCCUUCGUAAUUUUCAUAAUAUUUGAGUGUUUUUUUAUUUACAAUGGGCUAACGGGCCGUUACGAUUGUAGGCCGCACGGGUUAUUGGAUUUGUAGUUUGCUAGUGGUAAAUAUAUGUAGUUAUUUGUAGUUAUUGGUAAAAAACCCUAAUUACUAUUACUGAGCAAGUUACCAUCUGACAAAUAAUGAGGCCAAUUUUUUAAACGCAUUUUUCCUCGGGCUGCUGAUAAUCAAGAAUCACAAGGAGACGAUCAUGAAGAUAUUUGAGGAUUGGGUGAAGCCGUGAAGGUUUGAUAGCAUAGAAGCUGACUUCGAGGCCAUGCAGCUAGCCCUUAUUGGUUUGCUCUCUACUCCCGGUGUUUCUGGGUUUGGGUUUGACAGUGUACACUAAGCUUUGUUGCAUGUGGCUCUAGAUUACCUUCCGGUUUUGCAUUUACCUAUGGUUUAUUAGUUAUUAGUACGUAGUGCGGUAGUGACAUGGAAUAAUUGGUCCAUGUAUAAAUUAAACCUAUGCUCUAUUCCAUGAUGUGGUGCU